GUGUUCUCUGUACAUUUCUGACCUCUAAUUCAAGUUUCAGUUUCUGGGUUUUCGUUCUUUCCUCUGCUUCCUGCUCUAAUUCGUUUCUGUUUCUGGGUUCUCGUUGCUCCUUUGUUUGAACAUUAAACGACCCUUAUUGGAGUUCUUUCUGUUUGCUCAAGAAAGCUUUGUAAUUUGAGUCAAAGAUUCAUGCUUUCUGGGUUUUAUGUAGGAUUCUUUCCCCAGUAGCCAAACAAGAAGAGAAAAUCAUCGUCACUAUGUUGGUUAAUGCCUCUCUGGCUCUGUUUCUGCUUCUCGCCUUCGCAAGCGCUUUUGUAUCUAUUGCUCGGGUUCACAGCCACAACAAUCACAAGCCAAAUGGCUCAACUCUCGCCGGCAUAGAGUUUCCGGAGCAUAUGAGCUUCAAUGCUGUGUCCUCUUCAUCCCACAACGGUUGCGGCUUCGGAAGAGCAGAGUCAACAACCACGGCAUCAGCGCCGAACGAAGAAUGUGAUGAAGAAGAAGAUGAAGAUGAAGCAGUUGGUCCACAAAAGCAAUCAGUGAAGCUUCACUUGAGGCACGAGAAAAACUCUGUUUUCGAGUCCACCAUCAAAGACUUGACCAGAAUUCAAACUCUGCAUACCAGAAUUGUCGAGAGGAAGAACCAGAACACCAUUUCAAGGCUACAGAAAGACAAGAAGUCCCCCACAAAGGAGGUUGUUGUUGCUGCUCCGGCAGCCUCGCCGGAGUCUUAUGUCAGUGGCAGCCAGCUUGAGGCGACGUUGAAGUCCGGGGUGAGCCUCGGCUCUGGAGAGUACUUUAUGGAUGUUUUCAUUGGUACACCUCCUAAACACUUUUCUUUGAUACUUGAUACCGGUAGUGACCUCAAUUGGAUUCAAUGUGCACCUUGUUAUGAUUGUUUUGAGCAAAACGGACCUCAUUAUGAUCCGAAAGACUCAACUUCAUUCAGCAACAUAGGCUGCCAUGAUCCGAAGUGUCAGUUGGUUUCAUCUCCUGAGCCUCCUCAGCCUUGCAAAGCUGAGAACCAGACAUGUCCUUAUUUCUAUUGGUAUGGGGAUAGUUCUAACACAACUGGGGAUUUUGCUCUUGAAACUUUUACUGUUAAUCUUACAUCACCUGCUGGGAAGGCUGAGUAUCGAAAAGUUGAGAAUGUGAUGUUUGGAUGUGGCCAUUGGAAUAGAGGCCUGUUCCAUGGGGCUGCAGGGCUAUUGGGGCUAGGGAGAGGGCCUCUCUCCUUUGCUUCUCAGCUUCAAUCACUAUAUGGUCAUUCAUUUUCGUAUUGUCUUGUUGAUAGAAACAGCGAUACGAAUGUCAGCAGCAAAUUGAUAUUUGGGGAGGACAAGGCCUUAUUGAGCCACCCUCAAUUGAAUUACACUUCCUUGGUUGCUGGCAUAGACAACCCUGUUGAUACAUUUUACUAUGUUCAGAUCAAAUCUAUCCUAGUCGGAGGAGAAGUGGUGAAAAUCCCGGAGGAUGCUUGGAAAUUGUCAUCAGAAGGGGCAGGAGGUACAAUAAUUGAUUCAGGUACUACAUUGAGUUACUUUGCGGAUCCUGCCUAUGAGAUCAUCAAGGAGGCAUUUCUGAAGAAGAUUAAAGGGUAUCCGGUAGUGAAGGACUUUCCGGUUUUGGAUCCUUGCUACAAUGUGUCUGGAGUUGAGAAACUGGAGCUACCAGAAUUUGCAAUUGUGUUUGCAGAUGGAGCUGUUUGGGAUUUCCCAGUUGAGAACUACUUCAUCCAGAUUGAACCUCAAGAGGUUAUUUGCUUAGCGAUUUUGGGGACUCCUAAAUCUGCUCUUUCAAUUAUUGGUAACUAUCAGCAGCAGAAUUUUCACAUCCUUUAUGACACAAAGAAGUCUAGGCUGGGAUAUGCACCAAUGAAUUGUCUUGAUAAUUGUUUAUCCCCAUUGCGUAUCAGAGUUGGACUAUUAUUUUGUAUGGAGGUCGCUUGUCCUGAAAUUGAAUACAGAUCAAAAGCUGGUCAAUUGUUAGUCGCCGAAGAGAGAGAGUUUUGGAGGCAGCAGCAGCACUCUCAGCACUCACAGCCGUCUCUCCUCCUCGUAUCUCAAAUGGCUCCUUUCAGGUAUCAUCAGUACCAGGUUGUGGGGAGAGCUCUCCCAACUGAGAAGGAUGAGCAUCCCAAGAUCUUCCGCAUGAAGCUGUGGCACACCAAUGAGGUCCGUGCCAAAUCCAAGUUUUGGUACUUCUUGAGGAAGUUGAAGAAGGUUAAGAAGAGCAAUGGGCAAAUCUUGGCCAUCAAUGAGAUUUUUGAGAAGAACCCAACUACAAUCAACAACUACGGUAUCUGGCUGCGAUACCAGAGUAGGACUGGUUAUCACAACAUGUACAAGGAGUACAGAAACACAACUCUGAAUGGUGCUGUAGAAGACAUGUACACUGAGAUGGCCUCACGUCACAGGGUGAGGUCUCCGUGCAUCCAAAUCAUUAAGACAGCAACUAUUCCAGCAAAGCUCUGCAAGAGGGAGAGCACCAAGCAGUUCCACAACUCCAAGAUCAAGUUCCCAUUGGUUCUCAGGAAGAUCAGGCCCCCAUCCAGGAAGCUCAAGACAACUUACAAGGCAUCCAGGCCCAACAUCUUUAUGUAAUCCUGCUACAUGUGCUGUCUUUCCUUCAUCGGAAGCAUUGUGCUUUAGCUAAACUAGAUGGAACUAGGAAUGAUCCAAAUAUUUCUUUACUUUUGUUUGUUGGGGAGUAUGAACAUCUGUUAUCUAGGGUGUUUCAGUUUUGAAGAUUAUGUGGUUUUAUAAGAUAUUGAAUUUAAUGAGCUUGGCACUUUGUUUUAUGAUAAAAUUUCAGUAUGCGCUUUGUUUGCUUUA
Messenger RNA from Argentina anserina (silverweed cinquefoil), 2834 nucleotides. RefSeq lists its product as uncharacterized. The record is from RefSeq and is a predicted model, not a curated record. Gene Ontology annotation, molecular function: structural constituent of ribosome; aspartic-type endopeptidase activity. Gene Ontology annotation, biological process: translation; proteolysis. The coding region runs from base 258 to 2603 and encodes 781 amino acids. Gene Ontology annotation, cellular component: ribosome; cytosolic large ribosomal subunit. Lineage: Eukaryota; Viridiplantae; Streptophyta; Magnoliopsida; Rosales; Rosaceae. The transcript is spliced from 6 exons.